AAAAUUGUAGCUUUCUUUCCGGUUGUCAAAUUACUCACAGCUUGCAGCAAAGUUCGAGCGCUGUUGAUUUUUCGUAGUCAAAGUUAAAAAAGGCUAAUAAAAUACACAAAAAUGGCUUUCGGUGAUGUCUCAACCCCACAAGGUCUAAAGGAAUUGGAGAAAUUCCUAGCUGACAACAGCUACAUUAGCGGAUACACACCCAGCAAAGCUGAUGUCUCAGUGUUUGAAGCUUUGGGCAAGGCACCAGUUGGUAGCUUCCCACACGUUCAACGUUGGUAUCGCCACAUUGCAUCGUACGAGGCUAGUGAACGUGCCGCCUGGGGUGGUGCGCCACUACCACAAGUUGCCGGUGCUAAACCCACAGUUGCUGCUGCUGCACCAGCUGCCGAUGAUGAUGAUGACGUAGAUCUCUUCGGCUCUGAAGAUGAAGAGGAAGAUGCAGAGGCUGCACGUAUCCGUGAGGAACGUGUUGCUGCCUAUGCUGCCAAAAAAUCGAAGAAACCUGCGCUUAUUGCUAAAUCAUCAGUAUUGCUGGAUGUCAAGCCAUGGGAUGAUGAGACCGAUAUGAAGGAAAUGGAGAAUAACGUACGCACCAUUGAGAUGGACGGCCUUUUGUGGGGUGCCUCCAAAUUGGUGCCAGUUGGUUAUGGCAUUAACAAAUUGCAAAUUAUGUGCGUUAUUGAGGAUGAUAAAGUUUCCAUCGAUUUGUUGACUGAAAAGAUUCAAGAUUUCGAAGACUUUGUACAAUCUGUUGACAUUGCUGCCUUCAACAAGAUCUAAGUAUGAGGUUGAGAUAACUGCAUGAAAAUAAAUUCCUUUUUAUAAUGAAAAUAAAACAUGUUGCAAAGUGAAAAGAAAA
Molecule: messenger RNA, 859 nt
Organism: Ceratitis capitata (Mediterranean fruit fly)
Lineage: Eukaryota; Metazoa; Arthropoda; Insecta; Diptera; Tephritidae
Gene: eEF1beta
Product: probable elongation factor 1-beta
Exons: 2
Coding region: 112-780 (222 amino acids)
Biological process (GO): translational elongation
Cellular component (GO): cytosol; eukaryotic translation elongation factor 1 complex
Molecular function (GO): guanyl-nucleotide exchange factor activity; translation elongation factor activity
Source: RefSeq, a predicted model, not a curated record